Prorocentrum cordatum is the source of this 2472-nucleotide messenger RNA. Lineage: Eukaryota; Dinophyceae; Prorocentrales; Prorocentraceae. The record is from the annotation of a GenBank genome assembly.
GCUGAUGAGCAGAUGAUGAUCUCCUACACCUUCCGCAACUACGAGAUCGGCAACGCGGCGGUCAAGCGCAUCUCGGCCAAUAUCAGCAGCGGCAUGCACCUGGCGAGGGCCAGACCGAGCAAGACCGUGCUGGUCGUCUUCGGGGACGUCAACUUCGCCGUCGGUAAGCUGAAUAUUACCGAACAGACCGCCAGAGCCUCGUCGGAGGCAACCGAGACUUCCAAAGCUUCGGCGCGCAAGCGGCACGGCGCGCGCAAGCGCAUGGUGGAGAUCGAGGGCAGCGGCGCAACUCAUUUCUGUGCGGAGACGCUGGUGGGGUCAACCAUCGACCGCUGCUUUUGCUCGAUCACGCCCUCCCAGAUGAUCCAGCUCGCCGUCACCUCCACAACCUACUCCACCCCCGAGCUGCUGUCCCGCCGCCGGGUCAGCUACCAUGCCGCAGUUCUCGUCUCCUUCGCCAUGCGUGACCUCAAAGCUGAGAAGAUCCAGCCGAUUGCCCAGUGCAUCUUCAAGAGUGGGCCAGCGCCCUCUUCCGCCAUGGUGCGGACCAACGACAAGCCGCCAUUGAUCUGGCUCGACAGCGAGGGUGCCUUCCCCAUGCCCAAACCCUCGCCCAGUCCCAAGCUCUGCGCCGCAAGAUCCAGCUUUGGAGCCCGAUUAGCAAAAGGCUUGGCGCGCACUGACGCGCAGACAGCAAUUGGAACAGUGACGGGGCCAACUGAGAGAUUGCAGAAGCUGGCGGAUCGUUGGCAACCCGUUUUCCAGGGCAAGACUGUGGACACUGGGGCGGCGGAGCUCUACCUCAACCGAUGCGCGCCCAAGGUCGACCUCAACAGCUACGCGCCCCCCGACAACGACGCGCUCAGGGGGUUCGCGCGCAGAUCCUCCUUCACCCCCCCUGGCAUGGACGGGCCCCCCUACAUUGCCCGGUCCGCGCAUGAGGCGUGCACCGAGACCCUCCUGCAGGUCACGACUUGGAUGCUCGGCGGCGGCUUCCCCCCGACGAAGCAAACGCGACGGCCCAGGCACCCCUUCCAAAAGGGGAAGCACCUGACGACGCUGAGCACAUCGGCUGCCACCGUGACCCGUCUAAACUUCGUGACCUUGGGCUUCGCUGGGCAGGCCUUCCCGAGCUUCGCCCACCAGUUCAUCCGCCUCGCGCUGAAGGCCAUAGGGGCGCCCGUGGUUGCGCUGAACUUCUUCGACUUGAUGUGCCACAACAUCCUCGCGAUGGCCCCGUGCGCGGGCUUGUAUGCCCAGCUCUUCUACAUCCGCUCGGGCAUCAUCCAGGGCUGCGGGUGGAGCGGCACUCUCUGCGCGAUGGGCGCCGCCUGCGUCCUCCGCGACCUGGAGCAGCAGCUCGAGCUCAAGGGCUACGGGCUGCGCCGCGCCUGCGCCGAUGACCUCGGGCUUGCGCUGGCGGCGGUCGCCCGCCUCGCGCACUUGGAGGGGGUGAUGGCCCUCGUGGAAGACCUCGCGGGCCUCGCGCUGAAGCCUGCCAAGUGCCACAUCAUCCCGCUUGCGGGUCCUGUCGAUCACGAGCCCGUGAGCAUGCUGCGCGACUCCCUGGUCGCGAUCGCCCCGCGCUUCCAGGAGUUCAACAAUUGCGACAACCUGACCUACCUCGGUCUUCUCCUGGGGCCUGGAGCGACCGAGAGCCUGCUCAACGCGAAGGGCUCCAGAAAUUCUGCCAGCGCGGUCAAGGACUGGCCGAGGCUACAGGACCGGGGCGUGCACGCGCCGCGGUCCACGCAGCUCGCGAUGAUUGUCGCGAUGGUCCGCGCCGCAACGUCCACCCUCCACAAGUUCCCCGAGUUCCGCAAACGCCUCCACCAGGGAUUUUGCCAGUACGGAGAGGGCCAGACCACGCUGGGCGUUGCUCGUGCUGCACAGCAUCUCUCCCCGCCCUGGUGGAAGACGCCGCCCUUCGUCGAGACGUUCCACCCGAUCGCGUCCGCGGAGACGGACCACCGCUACUACCCGCCCGCCUUGCCUGCCCCUGCCUCGAGGAGUGCACUGGGCGCGGACGAGGUCGGCACGUUCCUCGCGAAGAGGCUGACGACCGAGCUACCCGACCUCGUGAACACCUUCGAGAACGACUCCGAGGUGUUCGACAGGAGGACGAUUGCGAUGAAGAGGCUGCCGCCGUCGCGGGCCGCAGCGCGCAUUCGGACUCUCUCCUUCUCGUGGCUGACCUCGAGCAGGAUCAGCUACGAGUGCGGGCGCAGACGCUGUAUCUUCCAGUGCGCCGUUGGCGCCGACUCCGAGAAACAUUACGUGACGUGCGCCCCAUUGGCUGCUGCCGUUGCGGCGGCGACCCGUGUCGCCGCCCAGACCGAGGCCGUGGCGAACCGCGCACUGCUGGACACAAGCAUCGACAACACCGGGCGGGUGGUCAUCGCCUGCGGCACCUAUCACAUGCUCCGAAUUGAGAACAGUGUCGACGCGGAGACCCUGCGCUCUGCGGCGCGG